Messenger RNA from Dufourea novaeangliae, 693 nucleotides. RefSeq lists its product as uncharacterized. NCBI's taxonomy places the organism in Eukaryota, Metazoa, Arthropoda, Insecta, Hymenoptera, Halictidae. The transcript has 5 exons. The record is from RefSeq and is a predicted model, not a curated record. Bases 1 to 693 code for a protein of 230 amino acids.
AUGGAGCUCAGGUCAAUGUCGAGGCGACCACCGCCGCCGUACACGCAAGUGAACGGUCCAGAACACGUGAACUUGCAGGAUGAUUCCGCAAGCAAACAUCAAAAUGGUUCCAAUAAAAUGAGACUAGAAGAGGUUGAAGACAGACCCACAAUAAUAAUCACAAGCGGUUGCUCGAAAUUCUCAAGAUGCAGAUCUAUCAGCUACGGCAUCACUGGACUGUUGGUUAUCCUCAUCUGUGUUCUGCUGACCACCUUAUUGUUUCCUUAUCCGCUGCAUGCUUCCUGUAUCGUCAAAUGGAAAUUUGGUGACCCCUGCACACACACUAUGCAGAAGUUCCGAAGUCAAAUCCUUACCUGGUCGUUCUGGGUCAACUGUGGCCCACGUGGUAGCAAGUGUUUGUACUCGCUCAAAGCACCGAUACCAGAUGAAGGUAAUGUGAUCAGAGCCAUUCACCUUGGAUCGAACAUGAAGAUAAUGGAGACCAUAAAAAUCACGUUUGAAGAGGUGAACAAGACCUGUGUGGCAACGGGCGAAUCUGUGUCUAACGAAUGGUUCAGGGUAUUCGAUUACAGUACAAAUUACUGCAAUCUGAGGAACUUGGUGACCGGUAUCGGUUUCGACAAGAGUCCCAGGUUUCUGGAGCUGACCACAAACGCGAUUUGCACGCAAUACAACAUGGCAGUCUGCGAGUAG